Molecule: messenger RNA, 341 nt
Organism: Staurois parvus
Lineage: Eukaryota; Metazoa; Chordata; Amphibia; Anura; Ranidae
Source: the annotation of a GenBank genome assembly
UCAUGCUGCUGCCAGGUCCAGAGUCUGUCAUGGGUCCCUGUACGGCCUCCAUUGCUGCUGUCUCCAUCGCCACACUCUGCCAUGUGCCACUUUCAGGUCUCCUCACACUGCUGGUGUGUUCCAUUUUUUGUCAUAGGGUGCUGGCAGAUUACGGGCCUCCCAUAGCUGCUGCCAGGCCCCUAAUCUGCCAUGGGCCCCUAUACCGCCUCCUCAUGCUGCUGCCAAGUCCAGAGUCUCUCAUGGGUCCCUGUACGGCCUCCCAUUGCUGCUGUCUCCAUCGCCACACUCUGCCAUGUGCCACUUUCAGGUCUCCUCACACUGCUGGUGUAUUCCAUUUUUUG